Molecule: messenger RNA, 1771 nt
Organism: Seriola dumerili (greater amberjack)
Lineage: Eukaryota; Metazoa; Chordata; Actinopteri; Carangiformes; Carangidae
Gene: sugt1
Product: SGT1 homolog, MIS12 kinetochore complex assembly cochaperone
Exons: 13
Coding region: 122-1096 (324 amino acids)
Biological process (GO): protein stabilization
Molecular function (GO): protein-folding chaperone binding
Source: RefSeq, a predicted model, not a curated record
UGUUGACAGGCCUCUUUCACCGCCCGUGCUCUGGCUGUUGGUGUUGCUAUCACGUUUCCAGCCUCCACAUCUAGAACUUUCCUGUUACUCCAGGAACACUGUCCACAGUCACAGAAAGCCCAUGGCAACCGAACGCAGCUUCACCGAUAGCUUCAUUGACGAAGAUCCACAGAGAGCUCUGGAGGCACUGAAUGAGGCCUUGCAAGGCGACUCCGACAACGCAGAGUGGUUUUGUCAGCGUGCUUAUGCUCACAUUCUUCUAAAAAACUACAGCUGUGCUGCUGAUGAUGCAAAGAAAGCACAACAGUUAAAACCCAGCCUUCCUCUUGCUUUCAUGCGAACAGGAAUAGCAGAGUACUACAUGAACCAGUAUGUGUCAGCACAUGCAACCUUCACUCAGGGACACGAACUGGAUGCUUCUGACAAAUCAUAUGAGAUCUGGAUAAAGCGGUGUGAAGAAAUGAUCAAUGAUCAGACACAGAACGGCAGCGUCAACAGGCAGACACCAGCAGUGCCACAUGUGAAAUACGACUGGUAUCAAACAGAAUCUCAAGUCAUUGUCACAGUCAUGGCGAAAAACGUACCCAAGGAUGGUGUUUCUGUCAAAUUCAUGGACAAAGAGCUCGAAGCCAUGAUACAGCUGGCAUCAGGGGAGAACUACGACUUCCACCUCCACCUCCUGCAUCCCAUCAUCCCUCAACAGAGUACCUUCAAGAUCCUCACCACCAAGGUGGAGAUCAAGAUGAUGAAGACAGAUGCCAUCAGAUGGGAGAAGCUGGAGGGAGAAGGACAGGAGUCCAACAUCAAACACUUCAAUCCUAAUCAGUACCCGUCGUCGUCCCACUACACCUGCAAAUGGGACAAGAUGGUGGUAGACCUCGGUGAGGAGGAGAAGAACGAAAAGCUGGAGGGAGACGCGGCGCUCAACAAGCUCUUCCAGCAGAUCUACUCGGACGGCUCAGACGAGGUCAAGAGAGCCAUGAACAAGUCCUUUAUGGAGUCAGGUGGUACAGUCCUCAGCACCAACUGGAGAGAUGUGGGCAAGAGAACAGUGGAAAUGAACCCACCAGAAGAUGUAGAGUUCAAGAAGUACUGAGCACCCAACCCCACCCCACCCCACCCCCACCCCCCUUUUGUUUGGCAUCAUCUUUCUUCACAUUUGCUCAUCUGAGUCCUCGUUGCUCUGCAGUCUCCGUGGCCGUCCACUUCCUCCCCUCAGUUUUGUUUUUGCUCACUCCGCCUUCGUGCAGGGAGCCUCAGUGUUCCCACCGUCACUUGACCAAACCACACAUGGCCUACUCUCUGCAAUAGCUUCCUACCAGAUGGAGUCAGUUCAUUUGAAUAAUCUGUUGAACGGAUUGAUUUACAUUAUCUUAAUUUUUUUUUUUUAUUUUAAAGGCUAAUGAGCUCAAAAGGGAACAAAUGUCUGGAUUAAAAACCUGAAAUGCUCAAAUUCAACCAUCGGAUUCUUAUUUUCUCUCCUUUCUCUCAAAUCGCCCUCAGCCUUUCUAUUUGGGAGCUUUUUACAACUCUAUUAUCAACACUUGUAUAAAAAUGUAAAAAAAAAAAGAAAGAAAAAAAGAACCAUUCGAGAUGUUUAAAUAAUUAUGAAUGCAUUUCUUGGCUUAUACAGCUUUUGUUCUCUACUCUAGAAAGUCAACAGCAAUACUCUGACUAGUCUGGAAACUGUGUGACGUGUCAGCCAGUGGCUCAGCACCGGUCGUUCCCUCAGUGUGAUUCCAGCUUCAGUGUAAAUAAAAGAUUUGUUGUU